This is a messenger RNA of Phialemonium atrogriseum, 1006 nucleotides long. RefSeq names its product antibiotic biosynthesis monooxygenase. The coding region runs from base 175 to 849 and encodes 224 amino acids. The transcript has a single exon. Lineage: Eukaryota; Fungi; Ascomycota; Sordariomycetes; Cephalothecales; Cephalothecaceae. The record is from RefSeq and is a predicted model, not a curated record.
CAAACCCUAUUUAUAGUGUGACUUGCCUAUCCAACUUCAAGUCUACUAUAAUCAACUGCUAUCAAAGAAAGCCGUCACUCGAAAAGCAUCAAACUUGCAAAUACACGAUUCGAUUUCAGCCCCAAAGAACCUAAUUACCCCAAUAAUCAUCACCACCCCUCCAAACCCCCCAAAAUGUUCACCGUCAUCUUCGAAGUCCGCCCAGCCAAAUGGGACGCGUACCUCGCCCUAGCCAAGUCCCUCCGCCCGGCACUAGAGCAAGUAGAAGGUUUCACCCGCAACAUCCGCUACCGCAGCCUGCGCCGCGACGGCUGGCUGCUCUCGCUAUCAGACUGGGCCGACGAGAAGGCGCUGGUGCGGUGGCGCACGCGCGAGGCGCACCACUGCGCCCAGCAGCGGGGCCGCGAGGAGGUACUGGAGGAUUACCACCUGCGUGUCGGGGAGGUUGUCGUCGACGAGGGCGGGGGCUCGCGCGAGGACGUUACGCGGGUCGGCACAGGUCCGGCCGUCACGUUGCUGGAGAUAGGAGGAGGGGUGAUGACGGAGAGGGAGGAAGCCUAUGCCGAUGCCGACACCUUGGCCCGCGCCAUGGGGUUGGAUACGUCUGCCGUGGGGCUUGUGUCGUGGGAUGUUUUCAACGUGGUCCUCUCGCCUCAGGACCUAAUACUGGUGUGCACGUGGGAGACCGAGUCGGCUGCGAUUGCUUUUUCGAACGGAUUAAGAGGCAAGGGCAGGGAAGGGAUCAAGUGCCGCGUGGUGCGCGUGGUGCGCGACUACGGCAAGUACGACAGGCGUGAGGCACCGCAGUUUUACCCUGACGUGCCUGGCCAGGAGACAUUGCAUAUGUGAGGAGUUCCCUACCCCUGAGUUAGACUCUCUGGUACGAGGUUGAGUAGACUGGUAACUUGAAAUUACGGGUGAACAGCGAGUUUCCUAUGCAAAUUCUCAUUGGCGUUGGGGCGUGAAUCUUUUAUGGAACUGACGCAGAGGAGUCGUCAUCAUCACG